AUGGCACUGCUUAAUCCGACAUUCAUUUUCGGCAUCUUCGUCCUCCUCUACCUAUCCUCCUUCAUAAUAUUCGCCGUUGUUCGCAUCCUUACCGGCCUGUCGAUCCAGCGCAUCGGCUACUUCUCCCUCCGACGACUUGCCUAUACACCAAAAGAUGGCAUCAAGAUCGAGAUCCGUGGCCUGGGCCUCAAUGUCCAUCGCCCAACUUUUUCCCAACCGACAUGGCUCAGUAUAGUAGUGGACGAGCUGGCCGUCACCGUGGAUGUCAAGGAGGUGGAAAAGAGCAAGGGCAAGCAUGUUACAGCAAAGCCAGAGAGCAACACUUCCGACAGUACGAAGCAGGGAGAAAAGGGGGAGACGGAACCGCUGCUUUCAACACCGCCAAAGGUGCCCGCCAUCAAAACCGAUACGAGUCUAGAGAGUCGGGGCAAGACUUGGAGACAGUUGACAAAGUUAAAGGAGAAGAUUAAGCGGCUGCAUCGGAGCCUGGACUAUCUCCGCAUGGUCGAUAUCGUCGCCACAAGCUCGACCCUUACUGUUACAGAUGUCGGCAGCGUACAGAUUGGCAACUUUACCCUCGCCGUGGACACCCGAGACAAAAUGGUAGACCGCGCCCGGUUCUUCCUACAGAGCAGGUCGGAUCAGCCCGGAGAACAACGACAGGCCGAGUGGAUCAUAACCCUACGAAGCGUACUAUUUACCGCCCAUGGACGGGAGGCUACCGAAAUCCUCGACGGCGCCAGUUUCAACGUUCAUGGUUUUCUAUAUGGAAUGCACAACGGGCUCCGAGAUGCCGCUGUAGGUCUCAAGCUGGGCCGGCUUCAUAUUCCCUAUGACGAUGUCCUGUACAGCGCCUUGCUUUAUAAGAAGAUCAAGGAAUUUGCCGAACAGGUCGUCGGGGUCGAACCCGAACCACUUGAUGAGUUUGUCGACAAGGUCAUGCAGGAAAUCGAUGUCCCAGGAAGCACGAACAAAGAGUUGAUGCAGACCGUCUCUGAUUCAAAGCAGCUCAUAAGCUCCGUCCUCAGGGGCGUAAAGGAGGUCCAGUUUGCCGUCAGUUUCAUCGGCCUCACCAAGAAGGUCGAGAGUGUCAAGGCUGGUGGAACGCCUGUGGUGCUGAAUGCUUCUAUGAAAGAAGUUGGUAUCGACCUCCAUCGCCUCGAUCCCAAGUCUCCGGCUCAUAGGAUGUACUUCCCCUCCAAGGACAUUGCCCACGAGGCGUUGGCUGCCGCGCUCUCUAUCUCAGUUGGCAUUGACGACGGGCAAGGGAAACCGGAGAGACUCAUGUAUAUCCCAAUGGCCACCACUACUGUCAGAACCACCCUGCCUUCCAAGACUGUCGAGCUAGCCGAGGAGGGAACUGCUGAAGAGCGAAAUGCAAACAUGCUUUUUGCGAAUUCCGUUGUAACAUCUCCCUCUGUCGACCUCAACCCUAGACAUCUUCCGUUGCUUCUGGCAAUACUGCGGCCGAAGCCAAAGAGGAAGACAGAGAACCGGCAACCGCACAUGCUCAUCUCACGACUUCUGCCCAAGGCCAACAUCAAAUUUUCGAUGCACGAACCUGUUUUGCGCAUAACCCUGCCUCCAGUCGAAAAAGGUGUUGGCCCUGACGAGUUUGACCUCCUAAUCUCGUCCAUUUCAUCAGUGUCUUUGGAUCUUGAGUCCUUCCAUUCCGCAGUUGAGGAGCUACACUAUUCAUUAGCUGCUAGUAUGCGCAUUCAGACACACAACCUAUACUACCAAACAUGUUCUGGUGAGAGAUUCGACCUCCUCAUAACAGAAGCGUUCGACUUGAAAGUCCAGCUUAACGCCACGCCUGAUGUCCACGUGGUUGCCCAGGGUAAUCUCCAAACAUUCGCACUGAAGCUGGUCCGCGAAGAGAUUGGCGACGGCUUGCGUCACAUUGUGAGACAGCUUCGCCCAGAUGUCAAGCCGGACAAGUUGGCCAUGCCGAAGAGCUCGUCCAAGAAGUCGAACUUCCUUCGUGGCAUGCCCGCAUGGCUGCUUCAGUUCCAAUUUCAAUGCUCGGAUUUUAGCCUGGCAGUAGCUGGGGUCGAUAAAGAAAUUUCAGAAGAGGCCCGGGGUGUCGCCAUCGACCUGGAAUCUUGGUCGAUAGACUACCGUGCCCAGAGAAUAGAUGGCCUGCAGAGACGGUCCUCUAGGCGGCGAGCAAGCAGUCGCAGCUUGAUACCCUCCGAAGCAGAGCUGAUGAGAUCGGCACCUACUUCCCCCAGGAAGAAACACCGCCACGAAGGAGACGGUCGGCGCGUUACGGUUCAAGUGAGGGGCUUGGAAGCGUAUAUGGUUGAAUCAGAUGAGAUCGGGAAUGAUGCUUUCCUCAACAUGCCCAAGCUCGACCUCGCGUUCUCAACAUUGAGCGAUAACCAAGGCCCGAUCUUCCAUGUCCAGGCUAACAUGAAGAAGCUCCUUGUUCAGUAUUCUCUAUAUCGCCAUUACGCAGUCGCUUUGGCUGUCUCGGUUCUGCUGAAAGCGUUUGGAAGGCCUGGAAAGCCCACAGCGGCAGAACCGUCAACUCCCACAGAAGCAUCACCCCAACGACGGGUCGUAGGUCUCCUUUCUCCCCUGUCGGCCGGCAGCGGACUCGAUUCUCUCACAAUGGACGACGAAUCAACAACAGCCCGAGAGUUUGUUACCAUUGAUGCCAAGGUAACAUUAAUCCAGAUCAAGGGGGACAUGCCUUCAGACCCCCCGGUGAUGGUCCACAUCUACGCGUUGGAAGCGGGCCGCCAGCGAUGGUCUGCCCCUUUCUGUCAAGCGAAGCUUAUCAGGUUGUAUGCCGAGGCUCCCAGGAUGCGCAAGGUUUGGGCUAGGGUCAUCAGCAUUAAGAACGGACGGGUGGACUAUCGGGAGUCGAGACGGAAGUUCAGCAACGGAAGCGUGCACGAUGAGCGUAUGAUCGACAUUGCUACGGAAACAGUCCGGGUGGCUGUUCCACAUGAAAUGACCGGUCACAAAAUCACGGACAACGUUGUCAAUGUGCUCAAAUCCGCCAAGCAACUUCAUCAUCGGUUCAAGACCGGCACCAAUGAGUACAUCCUCGACAAGGGACCCGAAGGUCCGAAAACUGUUCCCAAGGUAUCCAUAAGGGCUCGUACCUUGUUGUUUGACUUGGAAGAUGGUGCUUUCGAGUGGAAACUCGGUAUGAUCUACCGUGCGGCUCGUGUUGAGCAGAAACAACGCCAGGCGCGGGAGGAAGCUUUCCGUAUCAAGGUCAAGAAAAUCCACGAAGAGGCUACACGCGAUUCGAGCAAGCUGCGGACGCGGUCUGCUGCACCAAGAGGACGAGCUUCUCCGGGAGGCGGUGCCCAUGCCAGGAGUCACAGUACUGAUAGUCGUCAACAACCAGGUACUGACCCUCAUUUCAGGGGACGUGUGCCGAGGUAUGAUCCAGAUGGAGGGCGAUUGAACAUUACCGGCAACACGGACAUCUCUAUCGCGCAGGCGAAGCACAAUCUUCACCUUCAUAAUGCAAGGAGUUGGAAACGGCGUAUCGACCGACAGUAUGCUGCUGCCAGGAACGAGGUGAAGGACAUGCAGCAGGAUUACUGGGCCGGCGACGAGACCAUCCCGGACGAUUUGGACGAGGGCGAGAACAUACUGGAGGUCCCCUUGCGGCAUGCUCUUAUGUCCGCUGUUGUCGACGACCUUCACCUCGUGGUCGACAAGCCGUCUUUCCCCCUGAAAGGCAUUCCUGACUUCCUUCAUAAGGUCGGGAAGGGUAUGCCAAAAGACAUGGAAUACACACUGCUCGUCCCCCUUAGCGUGCAGAUUAGCAUGGGAGAGGCAAGGGUGUCUCUCCGCGACUACCCUCUACCCUUCAUCCAUAUUCCAGCCACCAAGUCGAAUCAGUCUGCCCGCCUACCAGCCCUGACACUCAAAACGGACUUUGUGAUUGCCGAAGAGUUCCGAGGCAUCGAAUCCACUCGAAAAAUCAGGGUUCAGGUGAUACCACCGCAAAGCCACGACUCGUCUGCGCCCAAUAAAGGUAGCUUCGCAAUCGACGUCAACAGGACUAUCGGGCCCGUCAAGAUGUUCUCAGACAUGCAUAUCGAUAUCCACACCGCCAACCCGACUCGCAUCACCUGGGGACCUUCCUACCAGCCUGCAGUUCAAGAUAUGAUGAUGGCUAUUGAGUCUCUAACCAAGCCACAACUCGAUCCUUCCGAGAGGGUAGGCUUCUGGGACAAGAUCAGGCUCAAUUUCCAUUCCCGCCUCCGCGUCACUUGGAGGGGAGACGGCGACGUCCACCUCGCGCUCAAGGGAAGCAGGGAUCCUUAUGAAGUCACAGGCGAUGGUGCUGGUUUCCUGAUGUGCUGGCGCAGUGACGUACGGUUCAAUAUUAACGCUCACGACGACCCCAAAAGUUUCAUGACCGUCGACAGCGGAGAGUAUGUCCUUGCAAUUCCAGACUAUAGCCAUCAAGUCCGCGAAGGUCGUCGUCGUCGCGGAGAAAACGAAAGCAUCGCGAGCGAGAGCAGCCAUAAAUCUACCGCGUCCUUCAAGAAGGUGGUCAUGAAACUUUCAGGGAAGGUCCAGUGGCUAGCCGGUCUUGUCUUUGAACAGGCCAUUGAAAACGGCAAGAGGAACUUCGAAUUUAAGCCUCAUUACGAGGUUGUCCUGAAAUCACCGCAGUACGCCAAGCCGCAAAACGGUCUUCCUUACGACGCUUUCCGUGGAUUCCGCAGCCAGCAUAUCCAUCUUUCAGUUGCGAUCCGCGCGCCGGUCGAUCGAGAAUGGACGGCAUCCAACCCUCCGCCAUCACGCAGCUAUAAUGCUGUUCACCUUACGCCGCGUUUCUUUACCCACUUCUUCUCUUGGUUGGCCUUGUUUUCGGGCCCGCUCUCUCUUCCUGUUCGUCAAGGCCCCCUUUGGCCCAACAGGGAGAAGAACAGUAAAAAGUUUGGCAGACACUUGGCCACUAUCAAGUAUAACAUCAUGUUUGCGCCUCUGUUCUUGAGUCACAUCUACAAGCACAAGGAUGUCGAAGACUAUUCCGAGAAUGCGGUCUCGGCAACGGGUAUCAAGGUUCGACUUGAUAGCUUCAUGCUCGAUCUGCACCAGCGGCGAGAGGAGUUCAACACUAGAGACCGCGGACGCGGGACGCAGACAAGGAUAAGCAGCAUGAAGCUUCACGCAGGUCAACUAGAUCUGGUCUCUGCGGAUAUUCGUGCUGUCUCCGCUAGUAUCCGGGGCACGACCGCUGAUGCCUUCCUAAAGCACUCGCUUUCGACCUUCGUCACCGACCAGGAGGAAGAUGGUACAGACUUGUCUCGAUUUACCAUUCCUGAUAAUGACCUGACGUGGAUCGAUAUGGAUGACUUUGUUGAGCUCGACUGGAUCUUGCCCACAGAACCAAACCCGGACACGAAAAUUCUCCCGCUCGCUUUCGCACCUCGCAUCACCUAUUUCCGCCAGACAGAUAUCGGCGGUGUCAUUGACGGCGAUCCGGACCGGAGCAGCCCCUUCGGACAGGAGCCAACCCAUUCGUGCAUCAUGAGCCAAGAUGAUGAUCCUAGAAGGAUACAGGCUCAGUUGAUCCGCCAACGGUUGAAGCAACUGGAUAAACAAAUGGAGACGCACAACCGCAACCUGGGUGAAAUCGAACUUCGUCUGGUUCGUGACGAGGAUCCGGACCUGAAGGCUGACUUUGAGGCCUUAACCAGACACACAACUGUGUUAGCUGAGAAGAAGGUUUUCCUGGAGGGAAUGCUAAGGGAAAUGACGCAAACAUCGCACUGUCAUACUGGGAGUGAAGACUCGUCAUCUUUCUCCUCGGCAAAGUCAGAAGCACGAAAGUCGAAAGCGGACAUCAGGGGCUCGAUGUCAACUCCCACAGAAGCAGAGUUUGCGAGCGAUUUCAAGAACCGUUUCGUCGUCCACAACUUACAAUUGAAGUGGAACAACACCCUACGAAACAUCAUCCUCCGCUAUAUCCAUCAGGUUGGCCAAAGACGAGGGUUCGUCUACUACAUGUCGCGGCCGGCGGUCAAGUUUAUCCUGGACAUCGUCGGGGAACAGAACAAGAACAAAGCGGCAAAAGAAAGCAACUCGACUCCGUCAGCUAGUAGCCCCAAUGCCAACGGUGCAGAGAGGGAAACCCAGGCAGACAUUGAGGAUAGGAUUCGCAAAAUCUUGGAGGACGGCAAGAAAUUCGCCAGUGCCGAGGAUGCAGGACCCGGGAAUCCAUCCAUGGCCGACCUCGCCAGUGGUAUUGCCAAAGAGUACAUGGCCCAAAGUAGCUACCAUAUUCGUGUCAUUGCGCCACAGAUUCAGUUGCAAAGCGACAAGAACAAGAAACACGUGGUACUCAUUGCCGCUAAAGGCAUGGAGCUCAAGGUUGUCGACGUGAUGGACCAGAGCAGACUGUUUGAUACGGUCAGUGGUCUCGUUCAGCGACGUUUCCUCGUCAACAUGGACAGUACGCAGUUCUUCGUCACCCAUCAGAAGUGGUUUUCGACACAGCUGGUGUCCAUGUACUCGGGAAAUACCUACGGGACUCCCGCUGGGUCUUCGUGGCCGCCUUGGGUUCCUAUGGAGGUCAUGUUUGACUUUGAAGCAGAUCCGUUUGGUUUCAAACGGGUUGUCAAGAAGACAUCUGCUAUGUUGCGAUACGACAAGUACAACACGCUGCGCUUGAAGUAUAACGAUGAAGUGAACGCCAGCGAAGCAACCGACAAUGACGAAGAGGCCGCCGCAGACAACACGGAGUCCAGAAUGGAUAACCUCUGGAUCGAAUUCCCCCAGGCUCACGCAUUGUGCAACUCAUCUCAAUACUAUGCAUUCUACGUCAUCGUAGUGGAUUUGUUGAUGUACAGCGAGCCUUUGGAGAAGACGCGCAGCGAGAGGCUCGAGAAGAUCAUGCUUGCUUCCGACUUCAGCGAUCUCAGAGGAGCCCCUGAAAUGGUAAUCAAACUUCAAGAGCGUGUCCGGCAACUGGAAGACAUCAAAACCCACUUCCAGACCCAUGGUAAGUACAUGGAUAAGAGAGGGUGGAAAGAUCGACUGGUGCUGGAACGUGAUUUGGCCGCCUGCGAGGAUGAACUUUUCUUCAUGAUGAAGGCCAUCACAUCGUCUCAACGCAAGUACGACAGCUCAACAAGCAGCGCACUCCUGAAGUGGAGCAUCACGGCAAAGGAGAUCGUCUGGCACCUCAUCCGGGACACUAGCGAGCCGCUUGUCGAACUCCAGCUCAAGAAUGUCGAGUACGACCGUACCGACAAUUCGGACGGCUCGCACGUCAACCUGAUACAGGUUGGGAGCAUACUUGGUCUCAACCUUCUCCCUGACGCAAUAUACCCUGUGAUGGUUGCACCGUACGUUGAUGGUAACCGUGGUGGGUUUGACCCAACCUCUCAGCCCAUGAUUCGGGUGUACUUCCAUAUGCUUGAGGCCAUCGCCGGUAUUCCUGUCAUGGACCACUUCGAGGUCAAUCUGUUCCCGCUCAAGAUUCAGCUUGAGAGGGAGGUGGGCAAGAAGUUGUUCGAAUACGUCUUCCCCGGUAUCGACGGUGACGAGGCGACUUCUGCCAAGAACACUUCUCCUUUCAUCAUCAAGCAAACCCUGCCGGAAGAUGACGAGGAUGCGGACGAUGAUGGGUCUCUCGAAACCGUUGGAAUAGCGGACAGCGACAGGGAGGCGGGAGGUUUCUCAACACGGCCGGGCUCUCUCGAGCUGCGCCUGCGCCCUACAUUGACGUCUGAUCCAGAAGCUACGCCCACCAAGAACAACAAGGCCUUGAGCAUUCACACUGGAGAAGGAAGUUCCUUCAGACUCUUCCGGUCUGUCGGUACCGGGUUCAAGACGGUGUCUAAGAAACCAUCGUCUGAAGAAUCUUCUCUCCGUCCCAGCACCCCACGGCCCGGCAUCGGCAGGACAUCCACGGGUUUGUCAUCCAAGGAUAGCUCCAACCCGGAGACGAAGAAGGGAACUCGCUUCAUGUUGCGCAAGACGGCCACAGACCUGGAGAAGAGAAAGAAGUCGGACGAUCUGACCAAGAUGAUUGACCGUGCGUCCAACUACAUGACGUUUGCCUACAUCAAGAUGCCAUCGGUGGUACUCUGCCUGAGCUACAAGGGCAAGGGUGACCGUAACCUGGAGGACGUACACAACUUUGUGUUCAGGCUGCCCAUCAUCGAAUACCAGAACAAGACGUGGUCCAACCUCGACCUCGCCCUCAACCUCAAGAACCGCAUCAUCAAGGCCCUCAUCAGCCACACGGGCGCCAUCAUCGGCAACAAGUUCUCCAAACACCGGCCCAACACCGCACAACAAUCCAAGCUUCGUGAACUUGCCACAAGCUCAGUGUUGCUAGCCACUCCGAUGCUGUCAGAGUCGCGAGACAACAGCGGUGAUGACUCCUCUUCAAUCUACAACGCCUCUAUCGUGGACUUUUCUCGCUCCCCGCCACGGUCCAUUGCGCGGUCGCAAACAGUGUCUGUGGUUCCCAGCGCCGAAAGCCGCAGCUCUAGCAUUGCUUCCUCGCAGCGAUCGCCACUUGUGCCGCAGACCACCGCCACCGCCACCACCGGAACCAGCAGUAGUGCCCAGUCGAUUGCAUCUGGGCCACCAGCCGUCGGCUUCACCAUGACCCCGCCGACACCCAUUAUGCCGCCGGGUAUGGAUGGCAGCCAACCACACCGGGGUGCAUUCAGCUUGCUCCGGCCCGCAACCAGUGCCGGGUCAAGACUGUUCGGUAGCAGUGGUGCAGGGGCAUCUGCUCCCGCGUCGAUCGGAGCAGACGGCGAGACCAUCUCCCGACCUGGCACCAGCAGCGGCGUAUCGAUGCUGCGCCAGUCCAACACGGUGCUGAGAGACGACAGGGAGAGCCCCGAGGCGACGCAGAGGAAGGCGGGGUACUUGAGGGAUAAACUCAGUGCCAUCUCGAGCAGAAUCAAAGACCGUGGUCAUCAAUCACAGCCUGGUCCGGGUCCCACUUCGGCUCCUCGCAAUCCAUUCUCGAACGGCGACCGGGCUGGUGGUGCUCUUCAGGAGGUCGCAGAAGAACAAGAAGCUCCUGAGCGUAGUGAAGAUAAUCUAGAGAAUAGGAGGCCGGUCACUGCACAUGCUGCUGUGGGACCUACUAGCUCUAGUGAAGCCCUUGGCGGCGGCGGCGGGCCAGGUAGGCCGGAUAUUGUUGGGCAUAGGCUCAGUAGGAGCUUUAGUGCGAGAGUGAACUCCUAA
Molecule: messenger RNA, 9201 nt
Organism: Sordaria macrospora k-hell
Lineage: Eukaryota; Fungi; Ascomycota; Sordariomycetes; Sordariales; Sordariaceae
Source: RefSeq, a predicted model, not a curated record